Caenorhabditis elegans is the source of this 506-nucleotide messenger RNA. The record is from the annotation of a RefSeq genome assembly. Lineage: Eukaryota; Metazoa; Nematoda; Chromadorea; Rhabditida; Rhabditidae.
GAUCUCAGAAUUAUCAAGGAUCCCCGGAUCCACAUUCUUCCCUUGACAGUGACUUGUGAUAAAUCAAUUGAUGAUUUUGUGAUCAAAGUUGGAGAAAUUGUUGGAUCGGAGGGUCUCAAUUUGCUUGUUAAUAAUGCAGGGAUAAUCACCAAAUACAAUAACAAAUCGGAGCCAAACCGUUCAUUGAUUGCCAAUCAACUUGAUGUCAACACUACAAGUGUAGUUUAAAAAAAAACAUCAACUUUCCCUCCAGAUGUGCUAGCAUACAGAAUGAGCAAGGCUGCAGUUAAUAUGUUUGGUAGAACAUUGGCAAUUGAUCUGAAAGAUGAUCAUAUUUUGGUGGUCAACUUCUGUCCAGGAUGGGUUCAAACUGGAUUAGGAGGACCACUGGCUACCUACACUGUUGAAGAAUCAACAACAGAGUUAACUGCCAGUUUCUACAAACUAAACAACUCUCACAGUGGAAGAUACUUUGACAGAAACCUCAAUCCACACUCAUUCUAAAA